Molecule: messenger RNA, 1325 nt
Organism: Micromonas commoda
Lineage: Eukaryota; Viridiplantae; Chlorophyta; Mamiellophyceae; Mamiellales; Mamiellaceae
Exons: 1
Coding region: 119-1198 (359 amino acids)
Source: RefSeq, a predicted model, not a curated record
CGGGGAGGAGGACCGGCGUGCCGAGGGGGGUGCCGAGGGGGGUGCCGAGGGGUUGCCGCCGGGGGGAUCCAAGGAAAACGCCAAGGCGAAGAGGGAGGCGUGCGCGAGGUCUCGCGCGAUGCGAGCCGAUUUCGUCGAGCUCCUCGUCGCGUCCGGCGCGGUGGACGCGCUCGCCUCGCUCUUCGCGCUGCACGACAGGCCGAAGCAGGACGUCGAGCCCGUGCCCCCGGCGAUCAUCGCAGGGCUCAGGAUGCUCGAGGCGUUGCUCGACGCGCGCGUCCCCGCGCCGGGCGCCGAGCUGGGCGAGGACCACGCGGCUGGAAUUCGUUCCUCGAGCGGCGCGGCGGCGAAGCCGGCGACGUCGAUCGUCACCGACUGCGAGUCACCCGCGGGGUCUCUCAUCGCGGCGCUGAGGGAGACGGCGUUGGCGGGUCUACCCUCGCUGCUCACCAGCGUGCUGCUUCAGACGGAGGCGACGUUGAGGAUCCCCGUGCUCCAGGAUCCCGCGGCGGCGGCGAGGGCCCUGCCCCCCAACUUUGUCGGCGUUGCCAGCUCGGUGCUCCGGCUGCUCAACGCCACCGCGAGGUUCGGACCUGAGGUGGCGCAGGACGCGCUGUCGUCCCCGGAUCUUCGCGUGGAAACGCACCACCUGCUGUCCUUCAUCUUGGCGCUGUGCGCGAGCGAAUGGGACAGCGCCGUCGCCAACGGAGCAGAGGCGGAGAAGAGGAGAAAAUCGGGCAAGUCGUCGACGGAUGCGCCGGGCGAGGGGAGGAGCGAUAACGCCCGCGCCACCGCGGGGGAGCUCGAAGAUCUGCUGGACCAGACGGUGCUGUUCAUCGGGGCGUUCGCGCUGCUGUGCCCGGCGAACCAGGACAUGCUGUGCUGGGGCAGGGCGCCCACGCUCAUGCAGCGACUGCCGGAUUUGCCCUUUGAGUACUACAGCUCGCCGGAGAAGAUCGCGGUGCUGUUCCCGACGCUGGUGUCGGUGGCGUUCGGACACGCGACCAACCGGCGGCUCAUCGCGCACGAGCUGUCGCUGGAGAUGGUCAGGGAUUUCGUGAGGGAGGAGGCGGAGGCGAGGAGGGACGGUAAACCCGGCGCGGCGCAGAGGGCGGGUCUGCCGCCGCAGUUUGCGUUUGCCGCGAGGUUCCCGAGGACGCUCUGGGGCGACGCGAGCGAGUACUUCGAGGCGGCGUGAUAAAAUAUGGGAAGGACGAGGAAAGAUUUUUGUGCCAACACACUGCUAAAACGGGAUAUGCACGGGGAUUUGGGUAGGGAUGUAAGGGAAUUUGUUGAAAUUGAAACACGCGCAAUCGCGUCGUCUC